AACGUAGUAAAGCAACCACCGGUUAUUUAGCGAUGCGAUUGCUCGGGAUGUCCAACACGAAAAGGAGCGAUGUGGAGGUUGUGGGCGGGUCAUGAAAGCGAAGUUAGAAGGCAGCAAGCGGUCAGUUUUAGAAAAGGAGAAAAUAUAUGAUGAAAAAGUUGUUAGUAACGAACGCCUUGCAGUAAUGCAAAAUAUGUGUAUAUUAAUAGCACAUCGUCACAGUUUACGUUUAAUGCAUGAUGGUUUGAAAUAAAUUACCAGCUUCUGUAAAAGUACAGAAAAAAUUUUGUAUCAUGGAUUUUGAAUUAACAACUAUUUCAAACAUGGAUGCUCAACAAUUACCCAUGAAUGGCAGCCACAUAAACCUCGAUGACUUUAAGAUGGAUAGCAACUUUGCUUGGUUGCUCUGUUCUCUUGUUUCAAUCAUGGCAUGGGUUAUCUAUAUAACUUAUUACAACUCGAGAGUUAUUGGAUACUUCAUAACACGCUUGUUGAAUCAUUUCUAUAUUCGUGAAGGUUACAUGCAUGUAGGGUCCUUAACCUGCAAUGUGCUCUCUGGGAAGAUAAUGUUUCGAGAUGUAGUAUAUAUAUCCUAUGAUUAUACCGUUAGAGUUCAAGAUGGAUGGUUGAUCUUUCGUUGGUGGAGAGCUUAUGUGCCAAAAGAUGUGUCUGAAGAUUUGUCACAUUCAGAUACACGGCUGUCUGUAAUGCUGAAUGGAUUUGAACUACAUGUGUACAAUCGAUGUGAAAUGUAUGGUAACCUUGAAAAAUUAUUUGGCCUGGAACCUCAGAUGUUUCCAUGUGAUGAUGACUCUUCUGGGAGUGGUUCUGGAGGAGGUGAUCAUGAUAAUGGCGAAAUGAGAACUACAGUGUCAUCUAGUUCUAGAAGACAUCCACAGACAUCAGCAUUGUCCCAGGGACACAGUUGGAGAGACUUAAUUCCUGUUAUCAAGGUGGAUGUUGCUUCGGGUCGGGUUGUCUUUGGUAACCGUCUUGUGCCAACAACUCUGUCAAUCAAUGUUGAGGAAGCUCAUUUUGUUUACUCAACGAAACCAGCUGCAUCAAGACUUGAUCAUUUCAUGCACUUCACCAAAUGCAAAGCAGAGAACUUCAAAGUAAUUCUAGCCCCAAGUCCAAAGUAUACAGGGAUGGUAGAUGACCCACCUAGGUAUAUGGGUGAAGGGUUUGUGGUUCUAUCAUCAAAUAACAUUGAGCUGUACUACUAUAUGGAUGAAGCAGGUCUAGUUCCAGCAGAACCUGAGAUGUUACAACUUGCAAAUGGAGAUAUUGUGGAAUCAGCCCCUCCCAUCUGGGGCAUGGACAUAAAGUGUGGAAAGGGAACAGAUUUCAGCUAUGGACCAUGGGCAGAUCGACAGCGAGAUCACCUUUUCAGGUUCUUCUUUCCCACUGACUUUCAACCAUUAAAGGUAACUAAAGCUCCACAACCAGGAGAGAAACGAUCUGCUACUUCAUUUGAUAUUCGUCUGAGUACUCUGAAUGAGGCCACUGUAGACAUUCUGUUUUCUAAAAAUAAAGAAACAAAUGCUGUCCAUAUCAAUGUUGGACCUGGGUCGUACUUGGAGGUAACAAUGCCAUGGGUUGUUUGUCAAGAUGGUUAUGUGACCAAGAUCACUGGCCAGUUACUGCAUCUGGAAGCAACAACCAGUUUGCAGUAUCGGUCACUAGUUGAAAGUGAAACACUGGAGUUCACUGUCAAAUGUCACUAUCCCAUCAGAUGGAAUGAUCAUCAGGAGUGGGUUUUAAACCUCACAGGAUGUAAAGCUACUGUAAAUCUCAUAUAUGCCCACAAAUGGUUCUUCCAAGAUUUGGUGAAUGACUGGGCAAGCAAGUCAAGGCCAGAUCUCCUCUACUUUGUGCCCUAUACAUGGGUAAUAACUGUUAUAAUGAAGGAAUUUGAGCUUAUUACUCUGUGCAAUGAAUAUAAUUGGAUUGACUGCUCAUCACAAAACCAAGAGAAUUCCCACAUUGCAUUUUGUGGAGAUUUGUUUGAUCUCUCUUUUGAUUUGCCAUUUUGUGACUUCUUACCUUCAACAGUUCCACUGAGAUUCUGGAUACAGGGGGAAAGUGUUGACUUAGUGCUAUAUUUGCCAGAAAUUUGUACGAGUCGUAGUAUACUAUUGGCUCUUGAUGAAAAUGCUAAGCUACUUGGGCAUGAUGUUAAUUUGCGUCAGAGAAAUGAUGGGUCCAGAAAAUGGAGGAAUGUCUGCCAAAGGAGCAAUGGAUGGGUUGAUUGUUGGUCUGUACCAAUUGUAGCUCUCUGCAUUAACUAUGUGUAUCAUCCUGUACCACCUUUGGGUCCUCCACCUCAAGCUGAUAUCACCACCCCAGAGAAAGAAGAGAUCUUAUUAUCCCCCAUGAGGAUACCAAGGUGUAGAAAGUCUCCAGGCAUUCAUUGGAGUCAGGAUGGCUCACAGAAGUUUGAUCCCACAACUCUUCCAGCAGAUAAAGUUUCCCUGGAGCUUGAAAUAGGACCAUCUGUAUUACUGGUGUAUGGAGCUUGGUUGAGGAAAUUUAUGCACUUAAAGGAAAAUAUAUUUGGAGAGGACCAGGUUUUCACUGACAUGCAUCAGAGUCGUGCAGCAUCCAGCUCCCCUGCAGGGGACACUGCUGCUGGUGCAGGAGCACCUGCAGGCGCAGCAGACAAAGGGGCAGAUAUUUCAACCAGCACUGGGGUAGCAGAUGAAGCAGAUCUGUUAAAACAAAAAGAAUUUGAUACAAGACAGUAUCGUCCCAUUGAAGUGGCAGUAUCCAUCACAAUGCACGACAUUCAGGCACAUCUUAUCAAAAACUGCAAUGAAGGAGAUCCACCUUGUCCAGUCAUUCUUCUUGAACGAUUUGGUUUUGAGAUGAAGAAAGGUUACAGAGAAACACAACUUCAGUUACUACUGUCUCCAGCAAUCCUCCUGACAAGUGACAAAGUGACAAGGCCCAAUAAGGAAAACCAUCUCACACAAGGACAUCUUAUGCUCUCAGGAUUCCAGGUUCGAGGUCAUGCCAUGUUCAGUGAUGAAGGCAGAACCUUAGAUGAAGAGACUUUGGAGUAUGCAUGGCUAGUGGAAAUACAAGUGGGCAAGUUGAGUGGAAAGCUGACAGCACCACAGCUUCAUCACCUUGUUACCAGCUUGGAGACUUUUCUGCUGCUUGCGAAGGAUGCAGAAAACAACUUGAGGCCCCCUCGCUUACCGAAGACUUGUCACCAUGGAGUGCCUCCUCUACAAUGUAGUGAAUCAGACCCAGACACCAGAUAUCGAUGCCCAUCUGGCGAUGAUAUUAAAUACAGAAUGACCCGCCUGGCAGUUGAUGCUGUGGACCUCUUCUUACUAGAAAAUGGAACAGCAGUUCAGAUUUGGGCAUCUCCAAUCCGUAUUGCUACAUGCAACCUUCAUGGACACCUAGUAAAAUCUGGUGUAACAGGUGUAUUGCCAGCAGUGCAGGUCAGGCAGUUUGUGGCUACUGGCAGCAAUUUUAAUGGUGGAAAUGCUAAUCAUAGCAAUACCAAUACAACGGGUAGUGGACGAUCUCAACACAAUGCUAGCAGAAUGGAGGGGUCAUUAGUUGGAGAACUCUGGCUGGAGGUGGGUUCUGUCUCUUUAGGGCCUCUGGUGGUAGAAGCAGCAAUGUCUCUUGCAACUCCUGAACAUAAUCUGCAUCUGGUACAGCACAGGUAUUUACGCACACAUGAUGAGGCACAUAAGCGAUUAUGGUUCUUGUGGUCAGGGGAAGGUACAAAUAUUAAGGCAGUUGGGCGCUGUGGUUGUAUUGGUGGCUGUGCAUUCUUUGGUAGUAACCGAAAUGGAGCCAAGUUUUUCAAACCUAGUUGGCAGGACUUUCAAGAUGGAGUUAAUAUGGCAGCAUUCAGGAUACAUGAAACUGGACAGGAUCCUGGAUUUGGACAAAGCAUACUUCAUGAAGGUCAGCUUGUGUUCCAUACACCUCCAUAUGGUUCCCAGGAUGUUUCUCUACAGGAACCAAUCAGUGGCUGGGACAGUAACAUGGGGAUUCCAAGGGGAACUGGAACUGGUGGUCUGAAGGUGGCAGUAACAAAUGAUUGCAACUUAGGUGAGAGUCCUGGCACACUUGCUGGUGAACAGUCAUGCUCAGUAGCAGAGACAAACAAGGACAGUAGUUCCAGAAUCAGCACAGCAUCACCCAGCCCAGUUAGCUGUUACAGUGACAAGAGAGCUCUAGGACGAAGGUUCUCUUAUACUUCAGCUAGCAAUAGAAGUGGAAGCAAUGCUACACGUGAUGUGCCAUAUGCUCGUCUAGUGGACCAUAGCCCAACCAACCUUUUGCCUCCAAAACUUGAUAGUGAUUCCAUGCUGAACGCAGAGCGAAGCAAGUCCAUACUGAGUGUACCUGAGACAGAGGGAGCACCAAAGAGUAGUGUUUCAGACUCAAAGCUGGCUGUUGACUAUUUCAACACAACCACAACCAAAGAGAACUACCAGCAAGGAACGGCAAAUAUGCUACUGGUUUCAAAGCCUGCCAUUUCCUCGGAGGUCAAUCCAUCAGAAUCACACCAUUCUUUAUCUGUGGAUACUGCAGAAGAAAACCUUCGCAAGGAAGUGCAACGUACUGUGUCAAUGAGUAGUGAAAACCAUUCGGAGGCCUUUUAUUCAGCUGAGGAAGAUAUUAGUCAGCACAUUGGAAUGUCAGCCAGUCGUACCUCUUCACUUCGUCAUUCCAUUACAUUGACAAGGCAGGAUAGCAGUGGCAGUAACACUACCAGUAGACAGAAUAGCCUCAGCAGUAAUGCUACAGCUGGAGAAGUUUUCUACCCAGCCAAUGAAGAUGGCAAGAGGCAUAUUUGCAUAUCAACCAGUUGUUCCUCCUCACUCAGCAAUUGCAGUGUAUUAGUUGUUGAGGAUAUCGAUACGAAAACAACUAGGAAGAAGUUUUCUAGUGAAUUAAGCAUAAUGCCAGGUGCUGUUCAGACAUUGCCAUCCACAGCAGCCACAAGUGCAGCUACAUGUUCAGAAACACGUUCCCACCUCUCUAGUCAUCGCAGUGAUCAUGAAAUUCACACCCCAGAACAUCGAAAUCAGCAACUUGCUCGAAGCCCAGAUGUGAAUGUGUCAGGAGGAGAGGAUGACAAAAGAGGUGGAGGAAUUCUAAAUAUGGCAACUCCACAUAGAAGAUAUGGUAACAUAGCUUCUUCCUCUCAGCAACGAGCUGCCAGCCCCCGUUACAUGGCCUACAGUAAUGAAGAUAGUCUCACUGGAUUUCAUGAUGUUUCUGAGGGACGGAAUCAAGAUGGAAUACUCCUGGAUUCAUCUGACACACACUCUGUAUCCAGUACAUCAUUCAUCUCAGCUGUCUCAUCACAGGAGGACAUGGCAUUAGUUAACCUGCACAUGCAGGUUAAUAAACCCAUCAUAGACUCUCCAUUGCUUAUGUCCAGCUAUGUAAAUCAUCUUUCACAGGUAAACUGCAACAAUUGGACACAGUCUUCUCUCCCUUCAGGCUGUGAUGCAUUCAGAAUCUCUCUUUUUCACCGUACUGAAGAGGGUAGACUUGUAUACAUUGGUGGACGGUACAGUCCUAGAUUUGAAACAUUAACAGAAGGCUUUACAUCUUUGAAGAUGAUUACAAGGACCAUUGGUGAACAUCAUGCAACACCUCCACCAUCAAGUAAAACUCCCACCCAUCCUUAUGCCUGGGAUGCCACGGCUCUUUCAGGCUCUGAAUCAGAUGAUCUAGAGACAGGCUGUGAAGAGGAACUGCUGUCACUUCAGAAUGAAUAUGGCACAAGAACUACAGUGAUAUUAAAACUCAAAGGAGAUUUGGACAUAAUGCUGAGUCCACUUGUCCUAGAAUCAUUGCAAAGAUUUAUUGAUGCUGUAACCCCAACUUUGGCCAGCUUACAUCCCUUGACUGUAUUAAAUCACCUUCAUGCUGAAUGCAUCUCUCAAGUCGAGGCUGCGAAUAUCCUGAAACGUGACCAGUCAUUGUCAUACUUAAGUCAAUUCCAAGCAAGUAGCAAACGCAGUACAGCUGAGCGAAAUGUCAAUUCCCCCACUGGCCAAGGGUUAUUGCAAGCAAAUGUGUAUGAGGAAUCUGUUUCCACUCAAACUCAAGGAACCAUUAUGCUUCCAAAGGUGAACAUAACGGUGCUCCAAGCCUCCGUUGUGGAAGAAAUUAUAUCUUUUUCAGCAUUAGACAAUAUUCGAGAUUUGACUUGCGUUUCAUUGUUUGCUAUGUGUUUUGAUGCCGUUACAGCAAGGUUCCACUGUUCUAAACAAGUUCGUGAAGUUGUGCAGACAUUCCAUCACCCAACUGUCCUUCCUAGCGGACAUAAGAAAUCUAGUGGAAGCGGUAAAACAGGUAAACCCUUCCUCCUUGGACAUCAGGCAACACCAGGAACCACAGAUAUGCCAGGUGUAGAACCAGUAUACAUAGAAACAUCAGAGAAGCAGCAAGAAGAAAUGGUCUUCACUCUUAAUAUUAGCAAAAUUCAUGCACAGCUGCGUCGCUUGAAAAAUGAGAGUUCAGUUCUGAAGGAUGCUGUGAUCACAGCAAUACCAAGUCAUUAUUCACGUGUAUUUUUCACUUGUGCUAGAGUAACUUCUCCCAUGCGAGGAGUUGACUUCUAUGCUCAACAGCAUCAGCAGCAGCAGCAGCAGCAGGUUCAACCUCAAUCUAUUGACAGUGGAAUUCGCCAUGUUGGGAAUCCUCACAGCAGUGAUGAGUCUGCUAACUCUGUUGAUGAGAAGCUUGGAUUCAUAAUGUUUGAAUGUGGACUUGAAGGCGUAUCACUCAAAGUUGUCAAAAGAUCCCAGUUUGAGAAGGGUGAAAAUGGCAAUGAAGGAAAGACAGAGACAGAGCAACUUGAGACAGAAGCUGGUCACACCGAUACAGUGAGAUCACAAGAUGAACUGGAGCAACAACCAGCAGCGAACACAACAUCAGGUCUAACUCAGCUAGAUAAUGGUGCAGCUUCAUCUACUGCAGCAACAGCAACAAAACUUGCUGCUGAGAGUACAUGUGUGAAUGCAGUUACAGCUGAAAGCAGCAGUGAGCUUGGUACCAGAGCUACGACCACAAACAAUGCCAAAAUUCCAGGAACCAGCACUACAGCUGCUACAGGCAACCAGGCAACUGAAGAGGGACGUGGUAAUACCUCAUCUUGUGUCAUUGAACUGCGUACAGUUUGGUUUAAUUUUGCAGCACCACCACAUGCGCCUAUCACCAGGAAAAUUGAUUUCACUAGGUUGGAUUGGAACUUGCUGAGUACAGCAUCACCUGCAAUUAACGCGUGGAUGAAUCCAAGUAACAGAUUCGCAAUUCAAGUGGUUCACAUGAUUCGAAGUAUGUACAGACGCUCUACAGGCAUUGUUGCUUGCCUCAUGGCAGAAGCAUUAGAUGUCCAAGGGAUCCACAUUCCCAUGAAGAGUCGAUAUGGAAGGUACACACCCUUAGCAAAGACACUGCAGGAAGAUCCUUCUUGUCAGUUGUGUAAUGUGCUUCAGAAAUACAUGCUACAAUCUGAUCUGGCUACAAUAGAAGCAAAUUUGCGUGAAACUGAUCUUCCUCUGUUAUCCACACUUCGACAGGGUGUUAUUGUGCUGAGUCGUCAGUGGAAGAAUGUCCUGUACACACCUCUCCUUCUGGAUCACAAAUACAAAAGUAAACAUAUCAAACCUCUGAAUGUUACAUUUGCAGUUCCUGAACCAGAUGAGGAGAUUGUACUAACAGAUGGCGAGGGCGAAGGUUCUGGGGAGGAAUGUGAGGUAACAGAUGAAUGUGCCAUGCUUCUUAACACAGAAGCUGGUACCAUGCAUAAGGUGAUUAAGGCACAUGACAGAAAUGGACCAUCCUUAAAACCUGAUGAACUGCUGGUGCCAUCUGUUGGAUCCCCUCAUAUUGCCAGUCAUGUGGAUCACACCCCAACAGUUACACCUGGAAUUGUAGUUGGUGGUGUGGACAGCUUGUUCAACUCACCGUCACCCCCAUCACUUCAGCAGCAAGGUCAUGGAGGCCUUGGUGUGGGAGGACAUCGGAAAAGAAAGAGGUCUCUUCCCCCAUCCCAUCCACCAUCUUCAUCACGAGCCUCGAUUGUGUUUCCAAUACCAUAUGGUAACCCUUUCACUGCACCUUCUUCACAGAAGAAGUUUGAUGCGGAACAGGGCAUUGGUUAUGGACCAUUGAGAGAAGAACGUUCUUCCUUGCAUCACCCACAUGGUCAACAUCACCACCUAGGUUCAAAUCCUAGUAUUUAUUCUGGUGGAGGUCCAGGUAGCCAACAUUCAGUGACUUCUCUAGAAAAUACUUUUUCUCCUGUUGGUAAUUCAUCAGCACAAGCAAGCAAGUAUUGGGAAACUGGUAGGAAAGAAACCGGUGAGGACCUGUACAGCUGGAUGGCCAAACAACAAGACUUCAUGAAAGACUCAGAAGUUUCCAAGACUAACUUAAAAAGAAACUGGGAAUCAAAGAUCGACACACUAACCACUGAAGAUACCUUGGAAGAUACUGAAUACUUACAGAUGACUCCAGGAGGUUACAGUCUGUAUCCUAUGCAUGAUUCAUUAAGACUUCUUGAUGCACAUCUAAUAUUUGAGCCUCUGCUCUCCUGCCUUGGUGUCAUGCCCCAACAGAUGAUCAGUAAUCUCAGUGGCUCUGCAGGUCCAGGAAGUGGCAAUAUUUCAUCAUUUGACACUUGGGGAUCCAACUUGUCACUGGUUAGUGCCAUUGAGACAAUGAGAAUUGAUAUUGUUGUCAGUGAAUUUGGUAAAACCAGUGAUAAAAAGAAAGGCAAAUCAUCAUCUGCAGGAGGAAACAAAGGAUCUAAGAACCUUGGAGGAGGAAAAUUCUACUUAGAUAUUCCCCCUGAGACACCAGCAUUUCUCUGUGAGAAGAUGGGAGUUGAAGUGGACUUGAAAAAGAUGGCGGAUAUGACAGUUGAUGAUAUGAUUCAGAAACAGAAUGUUUUAUACAUCUCACGUGGCCAGUUAAAGAAACACACCAGCACUAUACUGAAUAUCAGCUUGAAUGUGCGCUAUAUUUCACAGCAGGUGAACAUGCCACUACUACGUCUCCUGCAUCAGAUAAGCAACAUGUACCAGAAUGUUAAAGAGACACAAAUGGAACUGAAAGAACAGCAACCAGAAGUCAAGAGGGAGAGUUCUGUAAAAAAUAACAAGAAUGGUUCCUCAUCAACAUCAGAUCUACAUGAGAAUGUGUCUGUAGUUGACAAAAUAAAAUUACCUGCUGGAAAUGGGGCUGGGGUUGACUCGCGCUUUUCUCACUCGUUGAGUCAACAGAAGAUUUUGUCACCAUCACCAUCUCUUCACUCUCGUCCACAGAGUUUUGCACAGAAACUUAGAUCUACUAGCAAGAGUGUAAAAGGUUACAUGAAUUUAUCUGAAGGAGGAACAACACCAAUGUUGGUUGCGAGUCCAUCUGGUUCAGGUCUUGAACACACCACUGUUGCCUCAGAUAAAAGUAAAGAUGUACUCAGUCUGACACCACGCUGCUGGAAAACUGUAUACUAUCUUCUUGAUCUAUAUGCUACAAUGCCAGAAACAAAAACUAUCACUCACAGGUUUUCUGUAGCUGCUGACAUUUCAGAAGGCUACAAGGGUAACAGAAAGUAUGACUUGCUCACUGAAGUUAAGAACAAUGAAGAUGUGGAAAAAGGAGGUGCUACUGUCCCUGAGGCCACUGCAGGCUCCACUCCACAACCACAUGAUAAGCCCAGGGAACUAAGUGUGGUGACAGGAGAACGUACACGUCUCAUUGUGUUUGGUGUGGCUCGAAUUCAUCGAACAAGGCUGCUAGCAACAUUAAGUGGACUCAAACUGGAGGCAGAAAUUACAAGUCUCCACUCUAGUCUUACUUGUCGCAAGAAGUCCAGACCUGCAAGUCUGGAAUGUUCACUCACAGGACAUGUUGGACGAACUAUGAUUGUCCUUCUGGAAGGAGUUGCACCCAGUCAGCAGACUGUAGUGAAGGUGACAGUUGGUAAAUCACAGGUUUUAUAUUCAAGUAUUACAAGACGUUCCAAGGAUAAAAACUCAGGACUGCUAACUGUUGGAGCUGUGAAUAUUGAUAUUCCUCAACAUCCAGUUGCUCUGCAUGGGAUGAUGACUAGAGGAAGUAAACAGCUCUCUUCAACACUGCAGGAAUUGCGAGUGACUCGAACUUCAAGCAGGAUCAGCCGCGGAACAACUGCUGAGGAAGGAGAGUUCAUAGCGCAGCAUUCUCCACGGCACUUCCACUCAAUGCAGGCUCCACAGUCUGAUCUCCACAGGCAGCAGCAAGAGUCUGGCCUGUUACAGCCCCUUGUCAUGCAGUUUUCUAUUAUGUUACAGAGUCUGAGCAUUACAGCAGCCUUGUUGCCAUCCUUGCAAGCUCAAUAUAAAAUGGACCAAGUGAACAGCACAGGAGUGACUGGAAGCAAAGCCAAAUUCACAAUAGACUUGCCUCAGCAUUCUCUCAGCUUUAAUACAAAACUACAAGUACACAAUGUAACUGAUGCUCAUUUACCAUCAGAAGCCAGUAUUGAACUUCCUAAAGUUCAUGUUUCUGCUGAAUAUGUUCAGGAUGGGAAUAAUCCUCGAGAGGCACAAUUUGCAGAUGGUGUUGUUUUCCGACAAGGAAGCUAUCUGAGUGCUGUGGCAGAUAUUGGCGUGUUUGAACACUCUCUCACCACAGAUCUGCUGAAUCAUUUGGUGUUUGUUCAAAAAGUCUUUAUGAAAGAAGUAAAUGAGGUGGUGCAGAAAGUGUAUGGAGGCGAGAAACCAGUGCCACUGUGGUUGGAGGAUAGUGAGGAAUCCACCACUUCAUCCCUUAAGAGGAUUCUUUUCUCACUAGUCAUUAGGGUUAAGAGAAUCCAGUUGACAGCUACAACACCUACCAAUUCAGCUGUCCGCCUGGAAACAGGUGCAGUUGAAUUCCAACUGUCAAACAGAGUACAGAACAUUUCUGGAGCUGCUCAGCCCAACCCAUACAUGAAAAUAUUUGGAAAGGCACAGGUGGAUAUAAAUUUGAGCCUUGGUCAGCUUCUCAAAAAUGUCAUGUUUGAAGAAGCUGAACCAGAAUUUCAACAGUAUGCUUUCUUUAAGACUCGUGUAGGUUUACAUAAUGCAUUCCAAGAUGAAAUGGUUCAGGGAGAGGACAAAGAAGUUGUGCUGAUAACUUUAAAGCGGCCGCUGAUUUAUAUCCAGCCCAUGGCUGUAGACAAGGCAAUAUUGGUAUGGCUCAACUACAAAAACGCUUAUGAAUACUGGAAUGAACAGCGUUCAAAUUUGAACAAAGAAGUUCUUACAGCCACACAGUAAGUGUUUGAGAAAGUUCCAUUUGGCCAGUUAACAAGUCAGCUCAGUGCUCCCCAUCUUGGUACACUUUUUCUGCAGCUCACAGUGGAUGAUAUGGGCAUUUCUCUACCCCUCAACCCUCUACCUCUUGCAUCUUGGGGAGUGAAUCGUCAGAUGUAUGAUGUAGAGAGUCGUGGUGCGGUGGUUAUCACACUUGAAAGCACUAGCAUCUCAGCCUGCAGUUCAGGCUCAUUAGUCAGUAAAGGUCGCUUUAUGGGGCUUUGUCUUCGCUUUGCUGAUGAUUUUGAAACAAGCCUUGAUGACUGGAAACCAGACAUGAGUGACAGUACCAUUAUGAACCUCUGUGUUGUCUCUGAAGGAACAUAUGAAGUUUGCAGCCGCACAAUUGCCCAGAAGCAAGGCACUGAAAACGCAAAAUGGUUCCUAAAUGUACAAUGGCAAAUGGAAGGUGUGGAUAUUCAUUUGGAUGUGAAUGUUGGCAAGCAGUUGUCAGCACUGGGACACACACUCACCAUGCUUACAGGAUCACAGGAAGAGGAUGAACCGGCCACUGUAGACUAUGACAGUGAUGAGGUCGACCAAGUGGAUGGCAAUACAGCCUCCUUGGUACGUUCCCAUAAACAACAUGAGAGCAUAAGCUUACGUCGAUCCCGGAAUUUGACAGACAGCUUGCCUGCAUUUGUGUUUGACCCAUCUCUGGAUGCCAAAAAGCGUUCAAAACUGAUCGAGAAGGAAAUGAAUGAACAAGCUAAGAUCAUUAAUGAUCUUCGUUCACUGGGAGCAUCUCAUGGAACUAUUGAGCAAGAGAUGAAACGGUUGCAAGAGCUGGAGGCUAUGGUUUUCAAGGAUUUCCGAAGGGAUAUGAUUCAAAAGUUACGUCGCCAGAGUGUGAAAGCAUCAUCCAUCAAAGGCAAGUUUGGAUUAGGAUCAAAAGCCAGCACGUACCGCUCAAGGUCCUUUAUUGUGCCAUCUCCUACUCCAGAACAUCAUCUUGAGAUGGAGAGCCCAGAUGACAUAGGUGGUGCAAGUAUCAAUUCCAAUGGAAAUUCUGCAAGCUUUGAGAGUUCACCACGCUCUGGUCCAUCUCGGUCAGCUUCUCUUCGUGUUCGAGGGUUAAGUGGGCCUCGAGUUACAUUCAGCGAUACGCACAAUGUCUGCAGGCAGUCAUCACUCCCAAGUGCAGGCUCAGAACUUAGCCUCCCUGAAGGGGACUUGGAAUGGACAGGUGAUCAUAUAGAGAUAUCAGGUGAAAGAGUAGAACUAAGGCAGAAACCAUCAGCAUAUGCAUCAGCCUACUAUGAUAAUAUUGAAAACAGUGUGCCGCUGCUGGAUUCAUAUCAGAAGGAGCAAGGAGGUGGCAUCAGUCCAGUGUCAGGAACAGCAGUAUUCCAGAAACCUCAGGAACCAAAUAUUGACUUUGAACUGGAUGUAAAAGUCUUCAUUAACAGUGGGAAAUGUGUGCUGCAUACUAAGGAUCCAGCAAAAGAAGAUGAACUUAAGUUAACUAGCCGCAUGAAGAAGGAACGCAGUUGUUCAGGAGGGAUGUUUGAUUUUCCCCCUUCGAGCCCCAACAUGAACCGCCGCAACAAAGAAAAGCCACAUGGAACUUCUUCCACAACAAGAUUACGCUACUUACAUAGCACUGUUGCCCAGUUAGUUGAUCUCACAAUAUUUCACAUCCCUGGACUGGAUGUCAAAGUUCAUUAUGAAUCCAGGACCCUCCACGAAGAGAAUAUAUCACCACGAUUAGCAUGUGAACUGACAGCACAGCAGGCUCUCUCUCAGUCCCGGAAAGGUGGCACCAAGAAAGCGAGUCUAUUUGCAUGGAUGACAUUGCAGAGUAUUCCAGAAGAGACAAUUAUAAGCCCUCACAUAUUAGAGUUUUUGGAACAAACACUAGAGCCUAUUCCUUCAACACUACAACAGGCCAAAACAUCAGGACCAAUGAAUGCCAUGUUUACAAUGGAUCAAGAUACUUCUUGGGCUGCUGCCACAGCAACAAGCAAUUAUGUGUAUGCUUCCUUUCCUGUUGAUGUCAUAGUGUACUUCCACAUGCAGCCAUCGACCUUUCGUUUCUCUUGCCUGCCUGUUUCAAGAGUGGAAUGUAUGUUGCAGCUUCCAUCUCUGGACAUUGUUUUCUCAUCCAAGAGAGCUGAGGAGGAGUUACAUAGUGAGUUUGGUGAAGGCAGGCCUUCAAGUCGCCCACCAAGCAGUGUAGACUCCUCAGCGAGCAGGUUUGAUGUGGGCCCUUCUCUGUCAGCUGUUGGCGGAUUAAGUGUAACAGGCUGCUUGGCAGAUUUCUCUGUAUACAUCUUUCACCCAUAUGGUGGUGGAAAAAAGUCUGGUUUGAAAGAAGCACAGUGGUCACCAUUGGCAGACAGUGAGCGGAAAGAUUCUCUGAGUGUGGAUGUUGAAUUUGUGAAAUUUCAUUUGUCACGGAGCCGUAAACUCAACUUCCAGUGUGACCAGCAGCAAUCAAAGGGAUUGAAGAGUUCAGACCAGAGCCAAGCUGUUAUUCGAUUUUCCACCAUUAUAGACAUUGGAUCUGCAUCUUUUAAAUAUGACAUGAGACGGCUGACUGAAAUACUGGCCUUCCCCAAGGCAUGGUACCGGCGCAGCAUUGUGCGUCGGUUGUUUCUGGGUGAUCUUAGUAUCAGUGCUACUUAUAGUGAAGGAGAAGAAUCUUCUCCUUCUAGUGUGGAAGAAGAACAUUUGUUGGCGGCUCCGCAGGCACUGGGAAAAUCCAGUAUGUUAGACAAUAGUGGGCGAAUUAUAACAGAUGGACAUAGUUUGUCUCGAUCUGCUCCUACUACAGAACGAAGUCCAAUGUUACCAACCAGAGAGCGUCUCAGGUUAAGCCUGGAAAAUGAUAUCUCUCGACAUGCAAGAUUUAGAGAGGGCAGUGGUGGACGAUUAUCAACUAAACCAGAUAUACCAAGUCCUUCAGAACAGAAGUCUAGUUCAGCCUGGGAAACUUUGGUGUUGUUUGCAGUUAAUUUCACUAGGCUUAAUGUUCACAUGAACAUGGGCAAUGUAAUGGGCAAUGUCACGUGGCUUACCAAAGACUUCAGAUCUGAGGGUCGCCUGUCUAUUGGAAGCACAGGCCAUAAGAACAUGUAUAUUGGUGUGGGACUUGGAGGAUCUAGUUUGGAUGCCAAAGGAGGAAUAGUUGGUGGAACUAUUGAACUGAGCAAGAUCGACACAUACAUUCAUAUCAGAGAAGACCCAGGUACAGAACCAGAUCAUACUGUUGGACUUAAACUGUUUGCAUUAGAGCUGCGCCUUGAUUACAUGGGAACUGGUGUGCUCAUGUGCCGGGUCAGUUCACUGGCUGUGUCCCUUCGUGAUGAAUGGAAGAUUAAUCAUAACAAGAAAACUUCAGAAAACUUCAUUCCUACCAGGAGGCCAGCAAUGAUAUUCAUGCAUGGAGACUUGGGUUGGGAUCAGCUGCAACUAAUGAUCUCAAAGUCAACUACAGCUGAUCUACUGAAAAUGUUCUACAAGCUAGAGGAAUUUUUCUCUCAACAGUUCAAAAGCAGCAAGCGUGUGUUUUCAAGCCUCCAGCCACGGACACAUUCCAAGAACAGCAGUUUCAAGAAGAAGCAGCCUCAUGCAAAGAAAAAAUCUGGUGGAGAUGCAUGUUUUCAUAGCUGGGUAAGCUCUGCUGUGCAAGAUGCAAGACACCAUCGUCACUGGCAACGUGUUUUGGGUCAAGUUGGUGGCCUACAUCUGUCUACCCUCAGUUUUCCACUGCCUAUGUCUGGUACUAUACUAGGAGGAACAAUGGAACUUCAUGGAAACAACAUUUCAUUAGCUUGCUUCCACGGCAUCAAUUUCAAAUCAAAAUCAUGGGCAUUGUUUUCACUAAAAGAACCAUGCAUUUCAUUUGCAACAGAAGCCCAAGAGAUUCCAUCACCAGAAUUGAGUGAGCAGCUCGAUGUUCAUGUGGUCCAGACACUGACGUUCAGUUUGGGCAUGAUGGCAGAACAGCCGCAUGCUCAGCACCAUAGUAUGGCUACUGUGUGCCGCCUGAGUCGCAAUGUGUUAUUCCCUCCACAGUUUCGUACUCUGCAAGAAUGGUUCCAUUACGCAUUUGCUAACAGUGAAAUUGAUGCAGUGGAUCGGUUCCCAAGUCUAGAAAGGGAGAGACUGGAGAGCUCUUCAGAGCAGCAGAGGUCUCGGAGUAGCAGUAGCAGCAAGCUACAAGAUCCAAACCACACAAGAGAAGUGAUAUUUGCACUGCCAUCACUUCAGCUGCAUCUCAAGACUGAACAUCUACAAGCUGCAAAGACUCCAGAUGUUAUUGGUCAAAAACCUGUGGUUGAGUGCAGUUUCAUCACUGAAUUUGAGGAUCACAUCUUUGUAACUGUAGAUGCUGAGGCAUUUUUCUUCCUUCAUGAUCUCAUUACAUCAUAUGUCAAGGAGAAAGAAAGAGUGACUGGAUCCAUGGGUCCUGGAGCAAGAGCUCAAAGUCCUGAUCCUGAGAAGCGCAGCAGAGAGGGCUCUAGUGCAAACACUGGAGCAGUAGGCAUAAGCGGGGCUACCAGUGAUGAAGAGAAAAAACGAAAAGCUUUUGAUCCAGUUGAAAUGUUCACAAAAGACUGGAGAAAUUAUCACUGCAAGACAUGGCAUCUGGAACCAACUGUCAGGCUUCUUUCCUGGGCUGGUAAGAGUAUAGAGCCAUAUGGCAUAGACUACAUUCUUCAAAAACUUGGGUUCUCACAUGCCAGAACAACAAUUCCCAAAUGGAUGCAACGAGGUUUCAUGGAUCCAUUGGAUAAAGUGUUAGCUGUGUUAAUGCUUAGGAUGAUAACUGUAGUGAGAGAGGAGCCACCUGCAAGUGAUGGUGAUUCUGACAAGAGACGGACUGAUAAGAAGUAAAAACUGGAGUAUUUUAAAGGCUAGUAAUGGUAGACAGAUACUCAAUUAUGAAACUCAUAAAACAUGGUAAAGUAAUAUGCUACACAUAUAAGAUAAUCAACUGUCUUUGAAAACUAUGAGUUUGUACAUAAAAUUACUUUUGGUCUACUUUUAUGGCUGCUGUUAGUCCACCCGUUUGGGUGAUUUUAGCUCUUUUCAUGGUUUUGCAACAUCAGACAAUUGCUGAAAUAGUUUGUUCAUUAGACAGUAGAUAUAUACCCAGUUAAAAGUUCUUGAUAAUUUUGAGCCAUGUAUUGUGAAGUUUUCUUUUCAUAGAUUAUUUAAUGAUGCUUUCAGUGUCAAGACUGCAGCUAUUUUGAGUGAAGUCAAGACACAAUGCCAGUGGGAUAAAUAUGAGGCAUUAAGAGCAUAUAUGGGUCAGCAUAAGCAGAAAGCACAAGAUGUAAUUUUCAUCCCUAUAUUGGACCUUUCAUGUUGGAAAUUUUGUUAGUAUUCAUGAUAGCAGUAUGAGUUAUUCAAGAAACAUUUCUUCAGAAGCCAGAGGUUGAAUAUGAUUUGUAGCUCAUUAACAGUUUCUCUUAUGUCAAAUAAGAGAAAACAAGCAUAAGAUACUCUUCUUUCGAACAGCUGUCAUUCAGUUCUUUCUGGUUUAUUAAUUUGUAUUAUACCAUUCUAAAUAUAUGAGCUCUCUAUUUACAUUUGUAAGAAUAAUGUUGUUUAUACAUACACACAAAUUUAUAAACCCUUGUAAUAAUAAACAUCUAAAUACAUAUAUGCUUGUCAGAACUUCUACACAGAUAUACUGGCACUGUUCAUAUUUACUGCAAACAAAAUCUGUACAAGAGAAACUGAAAGUUGUUGGCAAUGAUAUCCUUGAAUGAAAGUUUGCUGACAUUAAGGAAGGAAUGUUUCAAUUAUGUGUUAGCAAUUCAAUCUUAAAUACAUCUCUGAAGGCAGUUGUGUUACAACAGCAGUGUUCUUUGCUUUUAUGUUGGUUUACAUCGAUAUGAAACUUAUAUGAUCAAAACAUUAUGUUUAACUGUAUACCAAAGAAUCUAAAUAUAGUGAAACCCCCAUUUCAGGUUCCCUUGAGGAGUGUAGAUUUCAAUACUAAACUGAGUAAAUCUUAAGUGGUGGAAAAGUAACUGAGGUUAUUGAUAUGGGAUCAUUGGAAUUGAACAUUAAAUGAGGAAAAUCUUGAAUUGAAGUUCCACUGUAGCUGAAACAAUGUUUUAAGUGAGAAGUGCCAUCAAAUUGUUGAAAAUAUUAUGGUCACAAUCUUGUAGUAUAGAGAAAUUAAUUGACAGAGUAUUCUAUGUAUAGUAUAGAGAUAGUAAGUACAACCACUUAGUUUUAGUUACAUUUCAUAAUAAUGUUAGAAUUUGUGUUGAAAUACUUGCAUUCAGACAGCUGCACCUGCAUUCCCAUGCAAGUGAUCCACAUUUAUCCGAAAGAGAAUGGAAAGAUAAAACAGAAACAUACUUGAUUACCAGAGAUAGAAACAUGUCCACAUUCCACCUAAAACCUUUAGAGGCAUAUGUAAGUUGUUAAAGCUGUGUUCUAGAAAUAUUCAAUAGUUUACAAAGGAGGGAGUACUUCAAAGCAAGGUACUAUGAAACAUGUAGCAGUAUACAUCAUCAUCAUCAUCAUCCUUAUCCAUCCACCUGGGUGAGGUGUUUUAGCCCCCUGUCCUUUUCUACCAUCUCAUGAGCUGUCAUGUUGUAUCUGUGUCCACAAAAGGUAUAUAAUCUAGUUGUAAACAUUUCUGUCUGUGAUGAGUUACUAAUACAACACUGUGGUCUAUAUGAA
Messenger RNA from Cryptotermes secundus, 17987 nucleotides. RefSeq names its product transmembrane protein KIAA1109 (gene tweek). The record is from RefSeq and is a predicted model, not a curated record. NCBI's taxonomy places the organism in Eukaryota, Metazoa, Arthropoda, Insecta, Blattodea, Kalotermitidae. Gene Ontology annotation, biological process: synaptic vesicle endocytosis. The transcript is spliced from 84 exons.